UAUAGCUAUACGACUUCCCAGUUCCGCAGAUUUGUUUGCGCCAAAGGACAUCGAAAAGCUUCGCUUCAUUUUAGAUGGCAACCUCGAAGCUCCAAGCUCUGUGGAAUCACCCCGCUGGCCCUAAAACCAUUCAUUUUUGGGCACCUACCUUCAAGUGGGGAAUUAGUAUAGCCAAUAUUGCUGACUUUUCCAAGCCUCCUGAAAAACUAUCAUAUCCUCAACAGAUAGCGGUUACAGCCACUGGGGUAAUCUGGUCACGCUAUAGCACUGUAAUUACUCCGAAGAACUGGAACCUAUUCAGUGUAAACGUGGCCAUGGCUGGUACAGGCAUCUACCAACUUACCCGAAAAAUUCGGAAUGAUUACUUUAAUGACAAUCAAGUAGAUGUAGCAAAGGAAUGAUGAUGACGAAAAUGGCUUUCCUCCUGCCCUUCAUAGGAUCUUCAAAGUUCUAUACUCUUCUUGUGACAUUGUAGCUUUCACUUCGAUUUUAGAUUUGAUAUUUGAUCUUUUGUUGGGAUGGUUUUCAAUCGAGCAACAAUAUUAUGGUUGACAACUAAUAAUUAUUGAAGUGUUAUAGCUCUGAAGAUGAGGAGGGAUUCCUUUUCCAAAAAAUGAUAUUUUAGCCUUUUGGAGUCCAAUGGCAUAGAUUUGGAAUUCUAUACACAAGGUUUCGAAAUUAAUUUUUUGUGUACCCCAAAAAAGAAGAUAUUUUUGAACUUAUUUUUGAAAAUAAAGUACUUUUGUUUUGUUAGA
Messenger RNA from Ipomoea triloba (trilobed morning glory), 755 nucleotides. RefSeq names its product mitochondrial pyruvate carrier 4-like. Gene Ontology annotation, cellular component: mitochondrial inner membrane. Bases 75 to 401 code for a protein of 108 amino acids. The transcript is spliced from 5 exons. Lineage: Eukaryota; Viridiplantae; Streptophyta; Magnoliopsida; Solanales; Convolvulaceae. Gene Ontology annotation, biological process: pyruvate import into mitochondria. The record is from RefSeq and is a predicted model, not a curated record.